AUGCGCCCAUCAGAAAUCGCACUCGAGCCCCCCUCCGCCGAUGUUCCUUCCCCCUCCGCCUUCCUUCCCCCCAUGAGCCCCGAAUCCAUCCCUCUCGGCCUUUCCUCCCUCCGCUCGCUCUCCGCGCUUUCCGCCACCCCACUCUGGCCUCCUCCGCCAAUUGCGGAAUGGCCUCGGGCCGCCGUGGAUCACGGCCCGCGAAUCGCGGCCGCGGCAGUUGAUGUCGCAGAUAGGCUGCUGUCUACAGUGCCACCUCUGCUGACGCAGGCGCUGACGUCAGCGGCGGGAGGGGUGCAUCGGUACCUGCAGCGGUUCAGCGUGUAUGUGAUUAUAGCGAAUGCGGCUCGGCCCGUGCUGAGGCCUGCUGUGGAUAAAGCGCAAGAGGUGCUCGAUAAGACAACCACCAUGCCAAUCCGUCUGCUAUGGCUGUGUGUGGCACCGCCAUCGACCGCUUCAAAUCCCACCCGCCAUGAUAUGGCCUCUGCUGCUGCUGCUGCUGGUGGCAGGCAUCGCAUGCAUGCACGCUGCCCUCGCUGCUCUCCACGUCCCACGACCCCGCCUACUGCCCUGCCUCGCGCGUCGCCCUCACCCCGCCGCAUCCCUGCCACCCACAAAAUUUCACCUCCCUUCCUCCCCAUCCCAACCUCUCCCGCACUCUCCCUCCGCCACCCCACCUUGCCCCUCCAGAUACCCCCUAUGAGCACCAUCCCGGGGCGCCUGGUAUGGCUGGCGGUGCUGCUGCUGCUGGCGUGGGCGGCAUGCACGCUGCCGUCGCUGCUGUCCACCCUGCACGACCCCCAGUACUACUCCGCCUCGCCCUUCCCCCGCCGCAUCCCCGUUCUGGGCGAUGGCGGCUCGGCUCCCGUCUUCUCCAAUGCUGGCUUCAAUGUCGAGGCUGCUGCCAAGAUGUGGGAGGCGAAGGUGGGCUGUGCGCGCUUCAGGUGGAAGCACAGGGACCUGCUCAAGAAGUACUCUUACUCCUCCGCCUUCCCCAAAAGCUCCAGUCUUCAGGACCCCAACAGGGUGGCGUGUCGGCGAAUGCAGCUGCGCCACGUCACCAUCCUGCUGCCACCUGGCGCUGAGUCAUGGAUGUGGCCGCACAAGCUGGAGGGCUUCUACCACUGCCCCCGCUGCGGCAUCACCUGCCAGAUCUCGUGGUCGCCCCUCAUGGCCCUCCAGGCAGACGCCACGCUGCAUGUCUGGCCCGCAGACCCACCUGCCGACAGAUCGAGAGGGCAGCCCCUACGAGUGUACCUGAACCUGGAGUCGUGGGGGCUGCUGGAGAAGCGCCGCCUCUUCGACGUGGGCGUGUCGCCCUUCGCCAGCAGCGACGUGCAGCUCACCUACUCAGGCGUGCACCACACGCUGGAGACCGGCAGAAGGCAGUUCUUCUCCAAGAUCAAGCGCCAGGUCCGUCAGAGAUGCGUGGGCGUGGGACAGGACAGGACCGACCCUGCUACGGUUAGUGCAAGGGACGCAAGGGGCCUGGUGCACCACGUACACACAAGGGGGCUGGUGCACCACGUACAUGCCGUGCUCACAGCACCGUGCCUUGGUACUGCCACUGCGAGGGGAGGCAGGGUGUGGCCUUCAUGCCCUCUUAGCCCUCCCGGCCAGCACAACGGGGUCAAGACUUCCCUGGACAAUACGUGUCCUCCCUCACACACGGAGUGCCCUUCCGCUUCCCCUGCGCUCUCUCCCCUCGCCUCCCUCAGGGUGCCCCUCCCCUUCCCCUUUGCGUGCCAUGCUGUCACAGCCACGUCCUGUCUUUCCUUUCCCCCUAUUACCCAAGACACACCUCUGUACCGUGCAUCAUCGCACUGCCAGUACGAGUGGCGAGACGAGAAGGGCUGGCGAGGGACGUGUGUACCCCUCUUCCCUCCCUGUGUGUCUGUCUCUCCAUCACACAUAGCGCCCUGCGCGUCUCCUCUCCUUCCCCCUCCCCUUCUUCUCCCCCAGGAUGUGCCUCUGUACCGUGCAUCGUCGCACUGCCAGUACGAGUGGCACGAGGGCCUGGACGUGCCUCUAUACCGUGCAUCCUCCCACUGCCAGUACGAGUGGCGGGAGGGGCUGGUGAGGGACGUGUUCGCCCUGGUGCCUCACCACAGCUUUGGGCACUGCGACAACAACAUGAACGGCAGCGAUGCUGAGCUGCUGCUCUACCCUGCAUGCUCCCACCCAAUGAGAAGCAUUCAGAAGACGGAAAUCACAGCGUGCGCCUUGUCACCCCCACGCCCCCUCCCAUCCCCCUUUUCUCCUCCCCCAUGUGAACUCAUCCCUUUCCCCUCCUCCUUCUCCCCACCCCCCAGGGUGAUAAGCGUACUGAAGCAGGAGAUAUCAGCAUGCGCCAUGUCGCACUACAAGUUCAUCCUCAGCACCGAGAACACACGUGUGCCGGGCUACGUCACAGAGAAGGCCCUCGAGCCCCUGGAGGCGGGCACAGUGCCCGUGUAUUAUGGUGCACCUGACAUCCGCAGCUUCAUGCCGCCCGAAUCAUUCAUUGAUGGAUCCAAGUACACGGCUGCACAGCUCGCCACACUCAUCACUGCGCUCAAUAAUGACCCAGGUGUGUUGUUUCGGUUGAUUCAGAGUUUUUCAGGUUGCCUCUCUGGAGCAACUGGAGCCUUUGGAGAGGCCCUGGAGGCGGGCACAGUGCCCAUGUACUAUGGGGCGCCUGACAUCCACAGCUUCAUGCCGCCUGAUUCGUUCAUCGACGGCUCUAACUACACGGCCGCCCGGCUCGCCACACUGAUUGCUGCGCUGAAUAACGACCCACUUAGCGUGCCCGUGUACCAGAGCGUGCCCGACAUCCACCAGUUCAUGCCGCCUGAGUCGUUCAUUGAUGACUCCAAGUACACGGCCGCACUGCUCACCACACUCAUCACUGCGCUCUCAACAAUGACCCAGGUGCAUAGUUGUCUCGACAUUCUCUUUUGA
Closterium sp. NIES-65 is the source of this 2937-nucleotide messenger RNA. The record is from the annotation of a GenBank genome assembly. Lineage: Eukaryota; Viridiplantae; Streptophyta; Zygnematophyceae; Desmidiales; Closteriaceae.